AUGGCUCGUCAGCUGGUCCCUGCCUUCGCCUACACCGCCGUCUACGUCAAGGACGUCGCUAGGUCCGUCGCCUUCUACUCCGAUGCCUUCGGCUACAAGGUCCGCCGCCUCGACGGCUCCCACAGGUGGGGGUAGUUGGAGAGCGGGCAGACGACCAUCGCGUUCACGCCGUUGCACCAGAGGGAGACGGACGAGGGGACGGGCGCGGUCCGGACGCCGGCACGGGAGGGGGAAAGAGGCCCCGUCGAGGUCUGCUUCGACUACCCCGACGUUGAUGCGGCCUACAAAAGGGCGGUCGAUAGCGGGGCGGUGCCGGUGAGCCUUCCCGAGGUGAAGGAGUGGGGGCAGAAGGUGGGUUACGUGCGGGACAUGGACGGCAUCGUCGUGCGCAUGGGAAGCCAUGUGGGGGACGGCACUUCUCACGUAUGAAACCUCAGCUCACAACAGCAGCAGAAGCAGAGGAAGUGCGUGUUUGACUUCUGGUAGUGGUUCUGCGUGGAUCAGAGACGAAAUAAUUGAGGGGGUUGAAUCCGAGAUACUUUGUUUUAUAGGCUCAAAUAUGUAUUGAUUGUGCCUACAAAAUAAUUACAUAGAAGAAGGAGAUCCGUAACUCCUCUUGAAUCCUAUAUCAAAAUAGGAGCCAGGCAAAAGGAACAACAUUUUUCGUAAGAGUGGGGAAGCCGGACG
Musa acuminata AAA Group (dessert banana) is the source of this 687-nucleotide messenger RNA. RefSeq lists its product as uncharacterized. The record is from RefSeq and is a predicted model, not a curated record. The transcript is spliced from 2 exons. Lineage: Eukaryota; Viridiplantae; Streptophyta; Magnoliopsida; Zingiberales; Musaceae.